AUGGUCAAGGAAACAAAAUUAUAUGAUUUACUUGGUGUUUCACCAACCGCCAAUGAACAAGAAUUGAAAAAAGGUUACAGAAAGGCAGCGCUAAAAUAUCAUCCAGAUAAGCCUACCGGUGAUACUGAGAAGUUUAAAGAAAUUUCAGAAGCCUUUGAAAUCUUAAACGACCCCAAUACUAGAGAAGUAUAUGAUCAAUAUGGGUUAGAAGCUGCAAGAUCAGGUGGUCCAUCAUUCGGUGGUGCUGGUGCUGGUGGAUUUCCAGGCGGAGCUGGUGGAUUUAGUGGCCAUCAAUUUAGUAAUGAUGAUGCCUUUAAUAUGUUUUCUCAAUUCUUUGGUGGUUCUGCUGGUGGCGAUCCAUUUUCCGGUGGUGGAUUCCAUGGAAUGGGUGGUAUGCCCGGUGGUAUGCACGGAGGUAUGCCUGGUGGAUUUAGAUCUGCUGCACCUCAAUAUGAAGAAGAAGAAGUGGUGCCAGUUAAUUUGCCUGUUUCUUUAGAAGAUUUGUUUAUAGGGAAGAAGAAAUCUUUCAAGAUUGGUAGAAAAGGACCAGGUGGUUCUCAAGAAAAGACUCAAAUAGACAUUCAAUUGAGACCAGGUUGGAAGGCGGGUACUAAGGUCACUUACAAGAACCAAGGUGAUUAUAACCCGAGAUCUGGUGGAAGGAAAACCUUACAAUUUGUAAUUCAAGAGAAGGCUCACCCAGAUUUCAAAAGAGAUGGUGACGAUUUAAUUUAUAUUCUGAGAUUAUCCUUUAAAGAAUCACUACUUGGGUUUUCCAAGACCAUAAACACCAUCGAUGGUAGAAAAUUGCCUCUAUCGAGAUCACAACCAAUUCAGCCAACGGAAAUAUCUACUUAUCCUGGUCAAGGUAUGCCCGUAUCUAAAAAUCCUUCUCAAAGGGGGAACUUAAUUAUUAAAUAUAAAAUUGAUUAUCCAAUUUCUUUGAAUGAUAAUCAAAGAAUAGCCAUCGAACAAAACUUUUAA
Messenger RNA from Naumovozyma castellii, 984 nucleotides. It is a transcript of the gene SIS1, whose product is annotated as type II HSP40 co-chaperone SIS1. The transcript has a single exon. The coding region runs from base 1 to 984 and encodes 327 amino acids. The record is from RefSeq and is a predicted model, not a curated record. Lineage: Eukaryota; Fungi; Ascomycota; Saccharomycetes; Saccharomycetales; Saccharomycetaceae.